This is a messenger RNA of Colletotrichum karsti, 1032 nucleotides long. RefSeq lists its product as uncharacterized. The transcript has 7 exons. NCBI's taxonomy places the organism in Eukaryota, Fungi, Ascomycota, Sordariomycetes, Glomerellales, Glomerellaceae. The record is from RefSeq and is a predicted model, not a curated record.
CUGUUCACCACAAUCUUCUUGGAGGCUGACAUCAUGACGAACAUUACUCGUUUCCGAACUCUUUGGGGCAUACCUCCGGGUGCUAACUUUGCAACCUGGAGAGGGUUGUUUCCUGAGCUGAAAGCAAAGGGAUACACUGGAGUGGAGAUCGAUUACAGAGCUGUCAAGACCGAGGACCUCCCCGGACUCAGAAAGCUACUUGAGGACAAUGGCCUCCAAUUAAUUGCCCAGAUCAUGUCCUCGUGGCCCGGAUACGAGGGGCCCAGACCCCCUGGGUUAACACCGAAAGACCACCUCGACUUUUACCGGAAGCAGUUGGAACGUGCCCAAGUCUUGAAUCCCGUGAAAGUGAAUGCGCAAUCCGGAAGCGACAUCUGGACACCUGAUGAAUCAGUUGAAUUUUACCAAGGAACGUUCAAGAUUGACGACGAGUUGGGAUUUAACGGAAGAGUCACCCACGAGACUCACCGAAACCGAUCCCUCUACCAUCCGUAUGUUGCUAAAUACGUGCUGGAUCGAGUGCCAAACCUCCGCAUCACCGCCGAUAUUUCCCACUGGGUGGUCGUAGGGGAACGCCUACUAGACGUUUCCGAAGAAGACCGUGAUCUUCUCGAGAAAGUCAUACCCCACGUCCACCACAUCCACGCUCGUAUCGGCACGACACAGUCAUCCCAAUGUCCCGACCCGUCUAACCCAGUUUACACCGAGGAGAGGGAGUUCUUUGAAAGACUUUGGAUAAAGAUCGUCCAGAACGCUAUCAAGACUCAAAUGAAGAUCACUGCCACCCUCUGCCUUGUGGUUUCAUACGUCGGCCUUGCCACCGCCGCAACCGGUUGCCAGGUCGAGCUCUUGAACAUCAAUCAGGCUGUCGUCGGAAGUGGCUGUGUCCCGUUCAACUACUAUGCCUCCAUUAGAGAUUCCACUCGAGGUGCUGGCUACACCGUCAACGCCAAUAACAACUGUGGUCUGAGCUUCUCUGGCAGCCAAAAGAUUCCAGAUGGCUAUUCUCUACGCCGGGUCGGCUACUGCUAG